AUGGAACUGGGGGGUAGUGAUGAGGACACCUGGGACGUCGCCUUCUCGGACGAGCACAUCCGUGCGAUCUGCGCCAACGUCGUCGCUGAGCAGCUCAAGGACCUCAAGAAGGAAGUGGAUUCGGCCGUGGCCACAUCCAUCUCGGAGUCGGAACUGCCGCGCAAGCUGGACAAGUAUAUUCAGGUCACGCUCAAUCCUCGCUUGGAUGAACUACGACGUGAGUUCACGACGAAGUCCGACACUCUCUCGGCCAUUGUCCAGAGCGUGGACACGAAGGUUGAGGCUCACACGAAAGAUAUUCAGGAGCUCGAGGACACCGUCAAGCAGUUGCAGGCGGAGCUGGCCGUGGCGAACCAGCGGCCGUCCAAACCUGUGGUGUUUUCGUUUGCCUUCGAGCGGGAGGUGGACUACUCGAUCAUCAAGAUCAAUGCGGGCAAGCUGGUGUCGAAGGCCAAGGUGCAGGAGGCGCUGCAGCCAUGGCUGGAAGUCGACGCAGGUUUUGCUGCAGACUGGUGGUCGAUCGAAUGCCGUGAUGUCUUGUCGCGCGUCUUCACUGUUCGCGUCGCUGGAGGUGAAGGCCUGACUGCUCGUCGCGUGGCCAAGGCGCUCUCCAUGCUCAGGGUGGACGGGCAUUGGCGGCAGUUCGAGAUCGAGGCGCACAGCGGCGAGGGCGCGACCAAGCUGCACGUCAGCGCGGACAAGAACCCGCGCACCAUCAAGCCGGAGAUCAUGGGCCGCAAGGUCAAAGGUUUGCUCACCACCUUCCUGGGCAACUCGCACCGUCUCUUCCUCGACCGCGAGAGGGGCUGGCUGUCGGCUAAGUGGAACGUUGCCACGAUCAACCGGCUGGGCCUCGACAAGGAUCGCCUCGCCGAG
This is a messenger RNA of Prorocentrum cordatum, 876 nucleotides long. The record is from the annotation of a GenBank genome assembly. NCBI's taxonomy places the organism in Eukaryota, Dinophyceae, Prorocentrales, Prorocentraceae.